AUGAAAUUAAUCCCCGGUAUAUCUGCAUCUUCAGCCGAACAUUCCACGACAGUACCGCCAGAAAUGAAUCCCAGGGAGCCUCGUACGACGGAGGGGCAUUCUCAAGGGCAUGCGGCUAUGGAUGCUAGAGCGUCCAUUUCGCCUACAUCACAUCCUGCCAUGCUAUCGCAGCAUGACGAGGCAACUCGUCGGUAUCACCAUCGGCCCUCAACACCCUCUGCAGGCUCCGUACACCUCGUGCAUUAUGCGACGUCGGCCACUCCACUGCGCAAUGAUACCGCUUCUUCUGUCUCGACACAGGCUACUGCAGCCACUGCAGCUACCUUGGCUUCCUCCGAGACCAACACAACAUCGUACAGUGCCGACACCCCCCCCAGCCUGCACCAGUCUAUUUUCUCUAUAAAAGACGGAUCCGACGUCUCUAACAACCGGCGCGCCAGUAGGAGACGUACUGGUCCUCUUUCCCAACAAUCUCGAGAGCGGGCUGCAUUGAUCAGGAAGCUUGGAGCGUGCAACGAUUGCCGCCGCCGGAGAGUUGCCUGUCAUCCGAGCCAUCACGACAUGACGUGGGAAGAUGUUGUUCAUAAAUUCAAUCGUUCACAUAGUCCUGCAAUGUCAGAUGUUGCGCCAUCAUCGAUACAUAUCGGAGGGUCAACAAGCCCGGUGGCAAUUGUGAGAGAGCCUCCGGUAAUGUCGACAUCGGAUACACAGGAUAUGGAUAUUGACGCCGGGUCGUCUGCGUCCCACCAUGGAAGCCGACUAUCUUUGAGCGACCCACGAAUACGAACGCCUUUGCCAUCGGGCCCAAGACUCGAGAAAUCCCUUUCACUGCCUGGUAUUGAGUCUUUUCGGAAUGACCUUCAGACUACGGCGAAUAUUCUGAUGACGGCCACGAACCGCGGUCGAUAUCUCGACGCCCGAGCCCUGUUGCUAGUAUGGCAAGACGACGAUGAUGCAGCAAACGUACAUGGAGCGACGCGAGAGCUAGCCGAUGUGUUUGAGAAGCAGUACCGCUUCGUUUUUCAAAUACAAACGAUACCUUCAACCGAGUAUGGACUUGCCAAGGAUACUUGGAGAUGGCUGUCGAGAACACUCGACAGAUUUGCAGAGGAGGAUGACCGGCGCGAUGUGUUGAAAAUUGUGUAUUAUGCAGGGCACACAUUUCUGGACGAAAAUAGAGAAAUGUGUCUUGCUAGCCUCGCUUGGGCGAUGCACGUUUACAAAGGCACUGGCGGAACAGCUCAGGAUACGCGCUGGUCGCGCAAAACCGCUCUCGGUCUCUGA
Molecule: messenger RNA, 1284 nt
Organism: Cordyceps militaris CM01
Lineage: Eukaryota; Fungi; Ascomycota; Sordariomycetes; Hypocreales; Cordycipitaceae
Exons: 3
Coding region: 1-1284 (427 amino acids)
Source: RefSeq, a predicted model, not a curated record